GGCUCCAGGGACGCGAGCCUAGCUAGUCCCGCCCCCGUCCACCCCUGCUGCGCACGCGGGGCGACGCUGAGUCAGGUUGCAGACGCGGAGAUGGAUGUACCCGGGCAGGGUCCCCAGAGCGAGGCUCCCUGGAAGAAGAUGUCGGAAGAGCAGCUGGAGAAGCAGUACUCCCCCAGCCGAUGGGUUGUCCGCCGGGGAGCAGAGGGAGCCCUGAAGACCUACUCGGAGAUGGGAAAAGAGGCCACCAAGAGGGCCAGGGACACCAGGAGGACCCUGCUGAAUGUCCCCUAUGGAGACGGCGAAGGGGAGAAGCUGGACAUCUACUUCCCGGAGGCGGGGUCUGAAGCCCUGCCUUUGCUCGUGUUCCUUCACGGCGGGUACUGGCAGAGUGGCAGUAAAGACGAGUCAGCGUUCAUGGUGGGCCCGCUGACGGCUCAGGGCGUGGCCGUGGUGAUAGUGGCUUACGACAUUGCCCCCAAAGGCUCCCUGGACCGGAUGGUGGACCAGGUAACGCGGAGCGUCGCCUUUCUCCAGCAGCGGUAUCCGCGCAACGAGGGAAUUUACCUGUGCGGACACUCAGCUGGGGCCCACCUGGCCGCCAUGAUGCUCCUGGUGAACUGGACGGAGCGCGGAGUCACAUGCAACUUGAAAGGCUUUUUCCUGUUGAGUGGGAUCUACGACCUGGAGCCCUUAGUGCACACCUCUCAGAACGCCCCCCUUCUCCUGACCCCGGAGGACGCGCAGAGGAUCAGCCCCCAACGGCUCCUGGAGGCGGCCCCCAGGCAGCCCGCAGAUCCAGCCUGCCGCGUGCUGGUGAUUGUGGGCCAGCAUGACAGCCCCGAAUUCCUGCGGCAGUCCAGGGAGUUCUAUCAGACACUGUGCCGAGGAGGGUGGAGAGCCUCGUUCGAAGAACUCCAGGACGUGGACCACUUCGAGAUCGUCUGGAAGCUAACCCAGAAGGACUACGUGCUCAACCAGAUCAUCCUGAAGACAAUCUUCCAGGACGGCCUCUGAGGCCCGGCCAGCACGCGCCCGGCCUGCGAGUCUUCUCCGGAGGGCCUGACCGCACCCUUCCCUGCCGCCCGGCAGCCUCCAUUUGCCCACCCACCCUGGCGAGAGCCCAUUCUUCCCCUUGCUCUGAGCAGAAAUCAAGGUCUCCACAGCCAUGCCCUGGUCUGGAUUGAGGGGCUCCAGGGACUGUCCGGCCCAGGGCAAUGCGGUGUGAGGCUCUGGAAGGCCUGCAGGGACCGGUCUCAUGCUGUACCCCUCACAGCCAGUUACCCCAGGCAGGAGAACACUAAGCCUGCAUCUGCAACAGGAAGGCGUGCUGACUACAUAGGCAAGAGGAAGAUUCCUUCUUGUCCAGCAACAAGCCCAGCCAAUGGAAAGUGCUGCAGCUCAGCCAAUGAGAAGCCGCAUCACCCUGAACUCUAAUGAACUUUUUUCCCCUUAAGGAUUUUGUUGUGGACCCUA
This is a messenger RNA of Phyllostomus discolor (pale spear-nosed bat), 1473 nucleotides long. RefSeq names its product arylformamidase (gene AFMID). The transcript is spliced from 11 exons. The coding region runs from base 91 to 1014 and encodes 307 amino acids. Gene Ontology annotation, molecular function: arylformamidase activity. The record is from RefSeq and is a predicted model, not a curated record. Lineage: Eukaryota; Metazoa; Chordata; Mammalia; Chiroptera; Phyllostomidae.